This is a messenger RNA of Epinephelus moara (kelp grouper), 2131 nucleotides long. RefSeq names its product DAZ associated protein 1 (gene dazap1). Bases 104 to 1411 code for a protein of 435 amino acids. The transcript is spliced from 13 exons. Gene Ontology annotation, molecular function: RNA binding. Lineage: Eukaryota; Metazoa; Chordata; Actinopteri; Perciformes; Serranidae. Gene Ontology annotation, cellular component: cytoplasm. The record is from RefSeq and is a predicted model, not a curated record.
ACCAAAAAGCGGAGUGACCUUCCUCCGCUCUCAGUCUGAGAGGGGCAGCACUGAAGCAAUAAGCCGGUCACAGCUCCUACAGUCCCCCGCUAUAGCCUCAGAAAUGAACAACAACUUAGUCGGAGAUGAAGUCGGGAAACUUUUUGUGGGUGGAUUGGACUGGAGUACCACACAAGAGACACUUAGAAACUACUUCUCACAGUAUGGGGAAGUAGUAGAUUGUGUCAUCAUGAAGGACAAAACUACAAAUCAGUCGCGAGGCUUCGGCUUUGUCAAAUUCAAAGACCCCAAUUGUGUACGGACAGUGCUGGAGACAAAGCCGCAUAAUCUUGAUGGGAGAAAUAUUGACCCGAAGCCAUGCACUCCCAGAGGAAUGCAACCUGAAAAGUCUCGAACCAAGGAGGGCUGGAAGGGCAGCAAAGCUGAUAGCAAUAAAUCAAAGAAGAUAUUUGUAGGUGGAAUCCCCCAUAACUGCGGCGAGCCUGAACUCAGGGACUAUUUCAAUAGAUUCGGAGUGGUCACAGAGGUGGUAAUGAUCUAUGAUGCGGAGAAGCAGAGGCCCCGAGGUUUUGGAUUUAUUACUUUCGAGGCCGAACAAUCAGUGGACCAGGCUGUCAACAUGCAUUUUCACGACAUCAUGGGCAAAAAAGUGGAAGUGAAGAAGGCUGAACCUCGUGACAGCAAAGCUCCUGGCCAGCUUGGCCCGGGCCAGUGGGCACCCAGGGGCAUCUUGAGUGCAGCUAAUGGUUGGACAGCACAGCCUGCCCAGGGCUGGCAACAGCCUUACGGGCCACAGGGAGUGUGGGUGUCGACUACCGGCCAACCCAUAGGCGGGUAUGGACCCCCGUUGACAGCAAGCCGUGGCACCCCCACACAACCUCCGUCACCUUUCAACGCAUUCCUGGUCACGACCCCGGCGGGCAGCUUCGCUGCACCUCAGGCCUACCCUCAGCAGGGCUACAGCACAGCACCUCAGUUUGGUUACAGUUUCGGCACACCACAAGCAGACCAGUAUGCUCCACAGGUUCCCCCUCCACCCACAACUCCGGGAACUGCACCUCUGGGCUUUGCCCCCGCCACCACACCAACUCAGGACUUGAGCAAAGCUCCCACUGGGCAGCCUGACUUCCCUUAUAGCCAGUAUGGCUUGGGUAACUACCCUCAGGACCCCUCUGCCUACGGACCAACGCGUCCUUCUCACAGUUAUGGUCAGGAUGAGCAGGGAGGAUAUAGUGCAGGGUACGGGCAAGACCUGACAGCUUUCAGCCACAGCUUUGCGGACCCCAGCCAGCCGACGGCUUCGUACGGGGCCCCGACAGCACAGCCCGCCGCCGCCCCCCAGCCUGCCGCCACCGCGUUCGGCAGAGGGCAGAACCACAACGUACAGGGCUUCCACCCGUAUCGACGCUGACCACCACCUCUGGGCAGUGGCGCUGUGUAAAGUUGAAAAACAAAAACAAACAAAAAAAAGAAGUCAGGGAAAUGUGUGUUUUCGCUAAAAAGCAAAACUGGAGUUCUGGAUUGUUCUAUGGGAAUGUUGAAUGCACACAGUUUGUGAAACAGAAACCUUUGUGAAAGCAGGGAUUCCAGUAAAUUCAAAAUGGGGUCUAAAGAAACCCAGGGUUUUUUUUGUUUUUUUUUGCAUAACUUAAUGAACGUUCAGCAGAAAGAAGCUUUUAUCCCCCACCCCCAUCCCCAUGUUUUAUAGUAGAACUAAACUACUUUGCAAUAAUUUUGAUUGUCUGGUCAAACACUAGCACAGAGACUUUAUGUAAAGAGACUUGCAUAUAAAUAUGUAUAUUUAUGGUGGACACAAAUGAAAACAGGGUCUCAAGUUUCCUCAGCUUUAAAUUCUAGGGAAAAAUGUUUUUAUUUUUCAUUUGGUGUAUUUUGUUUACUUUCUGAGCCUUUAAAGUUUGUUUAAAAUUGAGAUUAUGAAUAUAUAUAUAUUAUACACAAACUGUGCAAUUUUUUAAAAAGAGAAUUUUGUACUAUAAAUGUACACUUUGCUUGUUUUUUUAUUUAAAGAUGUAGACUUCCCUCAGGUGGCUCUUUUGGGUGCAUUUUUUGCACUUACGCAAAAAGAAAAAAAGGACAAAUUAUUACAAAAAAUAAAUGUUUUAAGGAAACA